CAUACCAUGCCCUGUUAUACAGAAAAUAAAAUGUAGCUCAUAAAAUACUGAAAUAUUCAACUUGGUGGAAUCAGUGGAGCUCAUAAUUUUGCUAUGACAAGAUUUAAAACAAUCAAACAGAAUGGCUGAUGCUGAUAUCUUACAUAGCUCUAAACAACGGAGCACCGUCUUGCAUUGAAAAAGUCAAGCAAUCAGAAACUGAUUGAAGAUAUUGAAAAUGUCAUGUCAGGCUAUGAAAAUGAUGAAUCUGCUGAACCAUAUUCGUUUUGUAGCGGAACCAUCUCUUGGGUACAAACAACUACCUAAGAUAUUACACUCAUGUGGGUCAUUUUUCUUUGUUAUCUGUUGUGUGUUUCUGAACUCAUAUAUCAUCGUCUUCGAUUACUCAUUGUCAACAUCUGGCUUUGGUGAUCUUGCUGAUUUGUUGUACAUCAUACUUAUGUUUUUACGAUCACGAACUGGGCAUCUCAUUGAUGGGGUUGAAGAACGAAAUCUUUUGAAAGUUCGGGAAAGAUAUCAGACCAGUAUCGGAUUUUUCCUGGAUUUGAUAACCAUUCUUCCAUUCUCAUUUCUUCGAUAUAUUUUACCUGGUGAAGAACAUUGGUUUUAUGUCAUUGAUAAGCAGAAGAUCUAUCUCCGACUUCACUACGUUCUGUACUACAUCGGGUGUAGACAAGAAGAACCUGGAUCAAGCACUGUUAAAUUCAGAACCACGCUUUACAUAACUUUAUCAAGCAUGGUGAUUCAUUUCUCAGCAUUGGGAUUUUAUGGUGUUUCAUGUGCGAAUCCAGGUUAUGAAGAAUUCAGAAUAAGCAUGUGUCAAGGGAAUAGCUGGUUAUACCAUGCUCUUUUGUUUAAUAUGAACGAGCGUUUGAAUGUUAAUAUUCAUAAAAUGGAAGAAGAUGUUACUGAUGAAGUUCGGCAUUUGGCUCCCUCCUAUAUUAUAAGUCUUUACUGGGCUGCUCAUUCAUCCUUUUCAACUGGAUUUGGUGAUGUACAUGCCCAUACUAUCAUUGAAAAGGUGUUCUCAGUGUUUGCAAUGUUAAUUGGAAUGGCUUUCUUAUAUGGAAUGGCUGUUUCAGGAAUUACCUCUUUGCUUUUGAAUGCAGAUGCACGUCGAGCCUCAUUUGUUCAUUAUUAUGAUGCUUUCAAAGGGGAAUUGGAAAACAUGUGUGUCAGAGAGCAGGUCAAAAGUGUGUGUUCUGGAUAUUGUGACUACAUAUGGCAUAGAUUUCAGGGUCUCAUGAUCUAUGACAUGGGAACAUUGGAUAUUUUGCCUGACUGUCUACAUGGAACUUUCACUGAAUAUGCAUUCAAACCACUGCUGGAUGGAGCAAGCUUGUUGAAAGGAACUCAAGGCGCUUUGUGUAGAAAACUUGCCCGAGUGUCAGAGCAUCGAAUAUAUUUGAAAAAUCAAUAUGUUCAGCGUUCUGGAGAGAUUGCUGAUGCAAUGUGCUAUGUUCACCGAGGAUUAGUUCAGAUUUUGGACCAGUCAGAAAAAAAAGUCAUUGAUACUAUAUCAGAAGGUGAAUGCUUUGGAGAAGUGUUUUUACUUUUUGAUUUGCCUCGUUUAAACACAAUUAGAUGCCUGACAGAUUGUGAGUUAUUGUGGCUGGACAAACAUGCAUUUGCUGAAGUCAUUGUAGACUAUCCUGAAGCUUCUGAUCAAAUUAAGGAUGCUAUCAGAGAAAGAUGUAAAGCUUCAUGCAGGUGGCCACUUGAUAUCCCUACAUUAUCAGAUUCUGUCAUUUUGGAAAAAAUUAUGAAAGGCCAUAGAAAAAGUAUAGUUGAAGAUUUAGAAGACUCAAUACAGAAAAUAAAAUAUCAUCAAAAGGUAGAGUCACCUUCUGAAAAUGUUUCUGGAGUUGUAAGAAUGACUGAAGUUGCAGAUACGGAGUAUGAUGGAAUUGGUCUGUCUCGUGUCACUUUUUGUGAUAUAGGGGGAGGUCUACCUUCAGAUGGAAAAAACUUUGCUGAGGAUGGAAAUGAUGAUUCAAACAAGAUGACUUUAUUUCAAAGAAUUGAGGAAGCAACAAUAUGCCAUACAAACGGAAAAUUUUAUUGGUUCUGGGAAAGAUAUAUUACAGCGCUGUCUCUCUUUGCAUUUUUGUUUCAAACAACCAUGUUUUGUAUGAACCAGAUAAUAAGAAGGGUAAAUCCAUGUGGCAGAACAUGCCUUGACAAUCUGCCAGUACUAGAUGUUGCUGUAGAUAUGGAAGAUGAUGAAAAAAUAUUUGAAUCUCUUCAAGUGUGUAAAACUGAAUCCAACGUGAAUGGGACUAUUGGAUGCAUUCUGGGAGUCGGUGGACUGUUAUCUGAAAGGAUAACAGGCAACCUCACUACAGGAUAUGUAGUUGAUAUACCUUGGACAUGGGAUGUUACUAUUAUGGGCUUGAAUGUGGAAACUCUUAAUGGCUGGAUACAUAUUAUCAUUUCUUAUUUGAUAAUUGAUCUUUCACUUUGGUUACAUAUCUUUAUAAGUAUGAGGACUGUUAUCCGAACCACCCGAGGGGAAGUUACAAGCUUCCGUGACAUUGGAAAGUACUACUUGACAUUUAGAAAGUUUGGCAUUGAUCUGCUCUAUGUGUUCCCAUUUGAAAUUCUUGCCCCAACGUUGUCAAUGUUUAAUAUGCGGAACAGAGCGGGAAAACAUGUUUGGUGGCUGCUGCUGCGAAAUAACAGAGUCUUAUCAAUAUUCCGUCACUUUCCCAGAAAUUUUGGCAAAUGGAAGCGAAGCCUCAAUGCUAAUAUUGUGCGAAUCAAGCUGUCAUAUGUCGUCUUUAUUUUUGUUUGUAUUGUACAUACCAUAUCAGUUUGGCUUCCUUGGUCAAGAUGUACUUACAUGAAUCAGGAUUGGAGUCAUGAACACUUUGGUAAUCCGGGUAUUUAUAGUGCAAGUUGUCAAGAAAUUCAAGAAUACUUUCAUUUGUUUUAUAUCUGCAGUAUGAUUGUUACAAGUACAGGGUAUGGUGAAUAUCCUGCGACUGACGCUGUUUUGAUGAUUGUGACUAUAAUGACAAUGACUUUGGGAACAAUUAUGUGUGGUUGGAUAAUUGCAGUCAUUUCUUCAAUGAUAUCCAGUACAGCAUCAGCGGUUACCACUUAUAGCAACAAUCUUUUGAUGAUGAAAAGAUAUCUGCUAAAACAUUCUGUGCCUCUUCAAUUGAUAAACCGAGCACUUGAUUGCCGAUAUAUGCUUUGGGACAGAUUCCUGGGUGAUGCUACUCCUGGGGAAGGAAGGCAUGCAGCUAUUGAUGGCAAGCUGCCCUUGAAUCUUCAUCAAAUGCUUAUGUAUGAAAGUUUCGGAAGCUUUAUUGAAUGUGUCCCUCUGUUUAAAGGCCUGCCUCCUGCUGCAAUAUCUAAGCUAUGCAAUAAUAUUGAUGCUUAUCAUUACUCAGAAGGGAUGGUGGUUAUCUAUGAGGGUGACGUGUUUGGUGGAUUAUACAUCAUUAAACAGGGACAUUGCGCUGUUGUUACCGAUGAUUUGACAGAGUCAUUUGAUGUUUUGCAUCCUGGAGAAUAUUUUGGGGAAGUUGAGACUUUCUAUGGUAAAGGCUCUGCUCGAACAAUUGUUGCUGAUACUAGUGUGGAAAUCCUUUUCUUGAAGAAAGUUCAUAUUAUUAGCAUUGUUGCUACCUUCCCAUCAAUCAAUUCUGAAAUAGCCAAAAUUAGUGAUAACAAGGAAUACCAUGACAUGAUCAUUCAAAAUAUGCAACAGCGUACAGACAAGCUAAGGGUUGAUAUGAGUAAGCGAUUUAAUAUUCAUCAUCUGAAUGGAGGUGUGUCAUAUUACGGUGACAAAAGUGUGGAAUCUCCUGCAGUUCAUAAGAUAACAGAUGCUGACAGCACUGACGAUGUUGAUGUGCAUCCUGUUUUGAAAACUCUGGCAAAACUGUUCUUGAUGCCUUUCACCUUUGACCCAGGCAGCAGGCAAUACUUAUAUUAUGAAACAUUCAGAACGAUUCUGGUCAUAAUUACCCUGAUCAUUGUGCCAAUCCAGGCCGCUUUCAUGCCCAACAUACCAGCGCUAUUGGUAUUGCAGUACUUCCUUGAUGGAUUGACUAUGGUGGACCAAUACAUUAAGCUCCAUACAAUGUAUUACAACGAUCGCAAGGUUCUGGUGUGCCAUCCAUUAUAUACAGCUGGUCAUUAUUUCAAGACUAGUUUCUUUGUUGAUUUCAUUUCCUGGUUUCCUUUUGAUUUGAUCGUAAUGGCUGCAUUACCAACACCAUGGACUCUUGGUCAAUGGAGGUUCAUUUGUAUGUUUCGAAUACUUCGUAUUCUACAAUUGUACAAGCUUAUAAAUUACUUCAACUAUUGGCAAAGUGAUGUUCGUUGGAAAAGAAGAUUCCUAAAACAGUGUACUAGAGUUUUAUAUACGAUACUAAUGCACAACUCUGUUGCGUGUGUCAUGUACAUGACGAUGGCUCAACCACAGAUAAAAUGGGUUGACAACAGUAACAACACUGAUUACAUAACUCUGACUGGUGCAGCUGGACCAUUCUCUGUUCCAAAAGCAUCGUGGAUUGGAAAAGCUAUCAUAGAUGAUGUGUUCCCUGCACUAGACUUGGUGAACAGUACCUUUCAUCGAUAUCUACUCAGUUUAUACUAUGUCACAGCCACACUUGUGUCUGUAGGAUAUGGAGAUGUUGUUGCUGCAGCCAGUAUCGAGAAAUUAUUUUGCGCUAUACUGAUGUACUUAGGAAUCAUUUACUAUGCUCUUAUACUGGGAGAUAUUGCUGCCACCAUUCAAAUGGAUGAUACAACUAGAGCUGUUUUCAAAAAGCGAAUGAUGGACAUUAGAAAAUUUUUCAAGCUGAAUCAUGUUUCAAAAGAGACAACAAAGCAGGUUAUUGACUUCUACUCAUACCUUUGGAAUAGAACAGGAGGUAUUACCCCAAAUGAUUUAUUCCGAGGCCUCCCUCCAAACAUCAGAGCUCGCCUGUGCCAUUGUAUGUAUGAUGAAAUGAUUCGAGAAUCUUUCCAGACUUCAGACACUAUUGAAAACUCAAAUAUAUCAGAAAAGGAUAUGAAUCGAUUUUUCAAUCUUCUGUCUAUGUACAUCCAUCCACAAAUCUUUCUGGCAAAAACUAUCAUAUUCAGUCUGAAUAGUGUUGGAGAAGAUAUGUAUUUUCUUCAGCGAGGUAAUGUUGCCAUACUUGAAGAAGAUGAUGUAACAGUGAAACGUGUGCUUGGACCAGGACAAUAUUUUGGAGAGAUUGCUUUAUUCUCUUCAAUUCCUCGUACUGCAACAGUUGUCGCUAUGACUAAUUGUGAUUUGAGUGUUAUCAACAAGCAGGAUUUGAAUAAUAUUCUUGAUAGACACCCUCAAUUCAGGGAAAUCAUGACCAACAUUGCCCUUGAUCGCAGACUCAAAGGAACAACCUCAACUAGCUAUGUCAGACGCAAGAGCAUGACUGACCAAUUCUCCAAUGCGAAUGUUUAUGAUGAAAAGGGUAACAGGAAUGAUGGUCAAGAUAAGUUCUUCUUCUCUAAGAUAAUAGAUCGUAACUCAACAUUUGCACAAAUAUGGGAUCAUGGCACAGUUAUCUUGGCCUUUCUUUCAUCCUCAUUGGCUGUCUAUCAAGCAUGCUUCCUUACCCACGAUUCUGGAAUUGAUACUUCUAUAUUUCUCAUGGAUGUAUGGUUUGCAAUUGACAUGGUGAUAUGUUUCCACACAAGUUACUUUGACAAAAUGGGAGACAUUGUUGAAACCUUGGAAAGGAUUCAUGCACAUUAUGGGAAGGAUUGGAGGAGAUUUUUUAUUGAUUGUGUUACAAACUUUCCUUUUGAAGUUUUCAUGCAUUUUGUUCCAAUUGGUGAAACAAUGAGUGAGACCUACACAAGAAAGUUGACGAUUUUGUCUUAUCUACGAUUGAAUAGAGUUCUUAGGAUGAGGAAAUUUUUCACUAUAUUGGCUAUGUGGGAACGAGAUCUACAGAAAGACACAUUGUUAGUCAGAAUGUACAAACUUGUUCUUGUGCUUUUCUAUAUCAUCAAUUUUUUUUCUUCUGUCUUCUACUUCGUUGCUUGUCCUGGUGGAAGUUGUGUUGAAUUGAGUUGGACAACAAUGCCUUUGACUGACUAUAAGAAUAAAGGCGUUAGAGGUGAAGAGCUGUUACCAUGGGUCGAUGGAUGCUAUUGGACUGUUGCUACGAUGACAUCAACUGGUUAUGGAGACAUCAGGCCUAAAACUGCCACUGAAAUUGCAUUUGCAAUGUGUGUUAUGGUUGCUGGGAAAGUACUGAUCGGUUACAUAUUGAGUAUGCUUGCUGCUACUUUAGCCAAUGACGAUGCAAGAAAAGUAUGGUAUGAAGAACAAGUCAAUGCUGUUAAAACAUAUAUGACGGACAUGAAAUUUGAUAAAACUAUAUUCGAUCAUAUUGAACAAUAUUAUGAUUAUAUUUGGAUGAAAAAUCAGGGAGCAAAAUUUUCUGAACUUUUCAACGAUUUGUGCUACAGCCUGAAAGCAGACAUCAUGUAUCAAUUAGUUGGAAGUGAUGUAGAACGGAAUGAAUUGUUCAAUGGAUGUUCGAUAAAUUUCAUUCGCCAUGUUUGUUCGUUGAUGCGAUCUGUCUCGUACAUGCCAAGCGACUAUAUUUGCCUCCAGGAUGAUGUUCGAAGCGACAUGCUUGUUAUACAUCGUGGAGUGGCCGAAAUAUUCAAACGUGAUGAGAAAGGAAAAAACAUUCCCAUACGUUUGAUGAUGGACGGAGAAACUUUCUUAUCAGAAUGUGUGCUUAGAGCAACUUGUGUUUCAUUUUCUGUACGAGCUAGAACAUAUGUUGACGUGUAUUUACUUAGCAAAGAUGAUUUAAAAACUUGCAUUGAGAGUUAUACCAUUGAUGGGGAUAUUUUGCGACAAAAUGCAGCAAAUUUGCAUUCAACAUUAGCGUAAUAUUUAUUUGCCUUUCAAUGUAGAAUAAAUCAUUAGUGUUUGUGUUUAUUCCAAAAAAAUUAUUUUCGGUUUACCAUU
Molecule: messenger RNA, 6976 nt
Organism: Styela clava
Lineage: Eukaryota; Metazoa; Chordata; Ascidiacea; Stolidobranchia; Styelidae
Source: RefSeq, a predicted model, not a curated record